AAAUGGAAAAUGAAAAGUCUUUAUUUUUAUCUCCCAUUUCAAAAAGCUUCUGCCUGAAAGUCAACGCCUCUCCCUCUUCUUCUUCUCAGCUUCAUUUCUCUCUCUGGCGUGCUCUCUCUGUCUCUCUAUCUCUCUCAAUCGGCCAUGAGAGUGAAAUCAAAAGCUUGACAUAUUCAAUUGAAUUUUAUUUAUUUGUUUGGGUUCGAAUUCGAUCAAUUUAUUAUGGGGAACGGCUUUGGGAAAGUGAGCGGGUGCUUCACCGGCGGCGAAGAACGACGUUGUCACAGGAGGCACGACGUGGCGGUUGUAGCUUCGGACUCAUACGACGAGGGACUCGGGCACUCCUUCUGCUACGUCCGACCCGACCCCACUUGGCUCGCCUCGUCCAAAGUCCACUCUGAAGAAGCAACCACCUUCAGAACCAUCUCCGGCGCCUCGGUCAGCGCCAACACCUCCACCCCUCUCUCCACAUCUCUAGUCGAUCUCUACUCAUACAACAGCAUCGAUCGAGCGGCGGCUUUCGAGAGCUCGACCUCCUUCGCUUCGAUUCCUCUGCAACCCAUCCCAAGAAAUCUGAUCAAUUCGGGUCCGAUUUCAGGUAAUCUGGGAGCUGGAGUUCCUGGGUCGGGUCCGCUCGAGAGAGGGUUCUUGUCGGGUCCGAUUGAGCGCGGGUUCAUGUCGGGUCCGCUCGACCGUGGGAUCUUCUCGGGUCCAAUGGAAAAGGGUUACUCCGAACAGUUCCAGAGGAGCUUCUCAAUUGGCGGUCUCGGGUUUAAACCGAGAUCCGGGAAGCGGAAGUUGAUUCGGGUUUUGCAGAGGGCGAUAUCGAAGACGAUAUAUCGGGGUCAAAACUCGAUUGUUUUGCCGAUAAAAAGCCGGGUCGUAUCGGUGAAGGAGGAUUGGGUUGUUGGUGGACAAGAGAAGUUUCAUCAUCACAAUGAGAACUUGACUGUGAGCAGUGUGAAUUUCAGCAGCGAGGGUAGUUUGGAAGACGACGAGUCGUUGGCGAGCCAGAAUCUUCAAUGGGCUCAGGGGAAAGCAGGGGAGGAUCGGGUACACGUCGUUGUUUCGGAGGAGGAUGGAUGGGUUUUCGUCGGGAUUUACGACGGAUUCAACGGCCCAGAUGCGCCGGAUUACUUGUUAUCCAACUUGUACUCAGCUGUGAACAAGGAGUUGAAAGGGUUGUUGUGGGAUGAGAGGGCUGAAUCGGGUGCGGUGGCCGCCCCUGCAACCUCCCCUGUUCACUAUGAAGAUUCGAAUUCGGUUUUGAAUAUGGAGAGUGAUGGUGAUUUGGGAAGGAAUCCAAUGGUGGAUGAUUGUGCUCAGUGUGUUGAGCAAGAGAAUCAUCCUUCUGCAAGUGGGGAUGGGAAUUUAGAUUCCAAUUCCAGGAGAACGGAAGGGAGGAAUUCGAAAACCAAGUACCGGAGCACCGCAAGGAAAUGGGAGGAUAAUCAGAGGAGGUGGAGGUGUGAAUGGGAAAAAGAGAGAGUGGAGCUUGAUAGGAGGUUGAAGGAACAGCUCAGCAAGUUUGUUGGCUCUGAUGGGUCAUCUGCAGGAGGAGCUACUAUUAACCACUCUGAUGUUUUGAAGGCUCUGUCUCAAGCUUUGAGAAAAACAGAGGAGGCCUAUUUGGAAGUUGCUGAUAAGAUGCUUUUGGAAAAUCCUGAAUUGGCUCUGAUGGGUUCUUGUGUUCUUGUGAUGUUGAUGAAGGGUGAGGAUGUUUAUGUGAUGAAUGUGGGCGAUAGUCGGGUGGUUUUGGCUCAAAAGGCGGAACCCGAUUAUUGGCUAGGGAAGAUUAGGCAGGAUUUGGAGAGGAUUAAUGAGGAAACUUUAAAUGAUCUUGAUGCCUCUGAUGGCGAGAGAGCCAAUACAAUUCCCAAUUUGACUGCUGUUCAGCUUACCAUGGAUCACAGCACCAGUGUAGAAGAGGAAGUUCAUAGGAUCAGAAAUGAACAUCCGGAGGAUCCUUGUGCUGUGAUGAAUGACCGUGUCAAGGGUUCAUUGAAAGUCACGCGGGCUUUUGGCGCCGGUUUUCUCAAACAGCCUAAAUGGAACAAUGCACUUCUAGAGGCGUUUCAAAUAGACUAUGUAGGGACUUCGCCGUACAUCACUUGUUUUCCAUCUCUCCACCACCACAGAUUAGGCCCAAAAGACAGGUUUUUGGUACUAUCCUCCGAUGGGUUGUACCAAUACUUCACCAACAAAGAAGCUGUAUCUGAAGUUGAACUUUUCAUCACAUUGCAACCCGAAGGUGAUCCGGCACAGCAUCUGGUUGAGGAAGUGCUUUUCCGGGCUGCGAAAAAGGCCGGUAUGGACUUCCAUGACUUGCUCCAAAUACCACAAGGGGAUCGAAGGCGGUACCAUGAUGAUGUUUCUAUCAUCGUUAUUUCAUUAGAAGGAAGAAUAUGGAGAUCAUGUGUAUAUAAGUAGAGAAAAUCACAGAUAAAUAUUUAUAAAAAAAUUAUAGAGACAGCCCGGAAAAAAGUCAGGCAUUUUCCUCAUCUUCGUUUUUGUUUUUGUUUAUAUCCUUAAUCACCUUUGUAAAAUACCAAUUAAGCUUCAGGAAGUGGCUGAGGAACUUGGUUGUCCAGUUUUCUGGGUGGUGAGGACUGUAAAGAUGUAAAAGCUGGUUCUAGUUGAUUAUAAACUGUCAUAGAAAAAAAAA
Prunus mume (Japanese apricot) is the source of this 2665-nucleotide messenger RNA. Its product is annotated as putative protein phosphatase 2C 4. Gene Ontology annotation, biological process: protein dephosphorylation. Lineage: Eukaryota; Viridiplantae; Streptophyta; Magnoliopsida; Rosales; Rosaceae. The record is from RefSeq and is a predicted model, not a curated record. Gene Ontology annotation, molecular function: protein serine/threonine phosphatase activity.